AUGUUACCUCCAGAAAUCCAACGUAUUGUGCUGCUGGUUGCGCUUGCCGCUACAGGCUAUUUAAUGAUUCUGGCCUGGAACGAUGACAUGCAGGAAGCGAAAGCACCGGUACAUUAUGACGAAGCACCUUUGUCCGUUAACGGCAUGGAUACACCCGCUGUCACUGUAGGGGAUUUACCGCAAACUCAGGCAUCACCUUCAGCAAGCGGCAGCGAUAUACCUGAUGCUUCCCUGCUUGCUCCGGGUAACACUGCGUCCGUGGACCCGAGCACCAUAACUGCUUUGCCCGCUGCUUCGAAUCUGCUGGAGGUCACCACGCCUACUUUGCACGUCUGGAUUGAUCUGGUGGGAGGCGACAUCGUCCGUGUACAGCUGCCUGAAUUUCCUAUUGAAAUUGACCAACCAGACAUUCAUUUUCAGCUGUUAAACAACUCAGCAUCGCAAACCUACAUUGCACAAAGUGGUCUGAUUGGUCCGGAUGGCCCGGAUGCUGGGCCCGGACGAGCGGUUUACACCACAGAGCAAAGCAAAGUGAGGAUUGCAGCUGGCGAAGAAAAAGAAGUAGUUCUGCGUCAUGUAGCCGAUGGUGUGCGCAUGGAUAAAGUCUUCACAUUCCGCGGUGAUGACUAUCUGGUUGAUGUACGUUUCGAACUCGCUAAUCUCAGUAGUGCAACCAAACAAGCGGCGAUGUUUGCGCAAAUCAAGCGCGAUACCCGCCCGCCGCCAAAUCAGGAUUCAUUUGCUCUAGCGCCAAGACCUUACCUCGGCGCGGCGCUGACUACCCUGGAUGAGCGUUAUAAAAAGGUCGAUUUUGAAGACAUUGAUGAUGAUGGCCCUCUUGAUGAAACGCUGAACGGGGGUUGGAUUGCUUUUCUACAGCACUAUUUUCUGUCUGCCUGGAUUGCGCCAGCAGAACAAACCAACCGCUUCAACGCGCGUCGCAGCGCAGAUGGCACCUACCUGUUUGGCUUUACCAGCCCACUGCAACAGGUAGCGCCCGGCGCGACAGGUACCUGGGAUGCACAGUUUUAUGCGGGCCCUAAAGACCAGAAACGUCUGGAAGAGAUUGCAGAGAACCUGAACCUCACCGUGGACUACGGAUUUCUGUGGUGGAUUGCUGUGCCCCUGUUCUAUCUGCUUGAUUUCCUGCACGGUCUGGUAGGCAACUGGGGGCUGGCCAUCAUCCUGCUCACAGUGGUAGUGAAAGUCGUUUUAUAUCCGCUGUCAGCAGCAGGUUAUAGAUCAAUGGCCAACAUGCGUCGUGUGGCGCCAUUGAUGAAGCGAUUGCAGGAACGUUACGGCAGCGAUCGCGAGAAGUUGUCUAAAGAAAUGAUGGCACUGUAUAAAAAAGAAGGUGCCAACCCCCUGGGCGGCUGUCUGCCCAUGUUGCUGCCCAUGCCGAUUUUUAUUGCGCUUUACUGGGUACUGUUUGAAUCCGUUGAACUGCGCCAGGCACCGUUUUUCCUGUGGAUCAACGAUCUCGCGGUAAUGGAUCCGUUUUUCAUCCUGCCGUUGUUAAUGGGUGCCAGCAUGUACUGGAUGCAGACUCUUAACCCCCAGGUUGGUGAUCCAUUGCAGAUCAAAAUGAUGAAGAUGAUGCCCAUCAUGUUUACCGUGCUGUUUCUGUUCUUCCCCGCCGGUAAUGCAGUGGCCACUUCUCUGCACGAUGAUCUGAUAGCGGCCGUUGCCACGCCUCCGGGUCAGGGAGGUCAGGUUGUGGCGCGUCUACAACAGGGUAUUGACCGCCUGCAGCAACUCAAGCUGGAUUCUGUGCAGGGUCAAUUGUUGAACGAAGGCGCAUCUGUUGCUCUGCUUGGGGCGCCAAAUGCAGGGAAAUCCAGUUUGCUGAACGUGCUGUCCGGUGAAGAAGCCGCUAUUGUCACAGAUAUACCCGGGACCACCCGGGAUCUACUGAAAGUCGACUUACUGCUGGAUGGGUUGCCCCUGCGUCUGGUGGAUACUGCCGGACUGCGCGAGAGUGCUGACCAAGUAGAGCAGAUGGGUGUAGCCCGCGCCAAGGCUCAGGCUCAGCAGGCGGAUCUUCUGCUGAUAGUCGUGGAUGCCACUGCCAUAGCAGCCACCGGGUUAGAUGCUUAUGUCUCGGAUCUGCUCAGCAGCGUGAAUGUAGAUCUGGACUCACUUCCUGCCAUCGUGGUUCUCAACAAAAUCGACCUGUUGCCAGAACCGGAAACAGCGUUUGCCGGCGACUUCAUCAUUGUGCAGGUGUCUGCUUUACAGGGCACCGGAUUGUCGCAUGUGGCUGCACUGGAGCUGGCCCUGGACCAUCUGGAUGAGGCAAAACGACUCAUAGAUCUGGGUGAAGACACCGAGAUAGCAGCCGAAGAGAUGCGUUUUGCCCACAAUGCCCUGGGUGAAAUUGUUGGAACGGUUACCCCGGAUGACCUGUUGGGCCGAAUAUUCAGUGAAUUCUGUAUAGGCACGGAAGCAGCCGCUGCGUCGGCGCGCAUGGGCGUGCGGACGCUAUUGUUGACCCAGAAUAUUGAAACCAUAGGUCAGAUGUCCUGCAAUCCAGCUAUUGGUGGUAUUGGUAAGAGUCAUCUGGUGGCUGAAAUUGACGCCAUGGAUGGUCUGAUGGGUAAAGCCGCAGAUCUGUCAGGCAUACAUUUCAAGGUAUUGAACGCCAGUAAAGGACCGGCUGUAAGAGCUACCCGUGCUCAGGCGGAUCGGGCUUUGUACAAAAACGCCAUACGUGAUCUGUUAGAACACCAGCCCAAUCUGCAUAUCUUCCAGCAGUCGGUUACCGACUUUGUGAUAGAAAAUGAUCGUGUAAAAGGCGUUGAUACACAGAUGGGGUUGCGCUUUUCCUGUGACAGUAUUGUGUUGACCACGGGUACCUUUCUAGGUGGAAAAAUUCAUAUCGGCACAGAAAACCAUGCUGGUGGACGUGCAGGAGAUGCUCCUUCGAUUGCGUUGGCCGAGCGCUUGCGCGCCUUGCCAUUCAGAGUGGGUCGCUUGAAAACCGGUACCCCGCCGCGCAUUGAUGGACGCACGGUUGACUUCAGCGAGCUGCAGGCACAACCAGGUGACGAUCCGAGACCGACGAUGUCAUUGUUGGGUGAUCCUGCCACACACCCACGACAGGUUGACUGCUACAUUACAGAAACAAACGCACAGACUCACGACAUCAUCCAGAACAAUAUAGAACGAUCUGCGAUGUACAGCGGUGCUAUUGAAGGAGUUGGCCCUCGCUACUGUCCCAGUAUUGAAGAUAAAGUUGUGCGUUUUGCAGACAAAACAUCGCAUCAGAUUUUUAUUGAACCUGAAGGUCUCAACACAACGGAGCUUUAUCCCAACGGUAUUUCUACCAGCCUGCCGUUUGAUGUGCAGUUGCAGUUUGUGCGCAGCAUAAAAGGGUUUGAAAAUGCACAUAUUUCCAGACCGGGUUACGCCAUUGAAUACGACUACUUUGAUCCUCGUUAUGAAGAAGCGGGUGCGCAAGGUUUGCUGGCAGGCAUUAACGUUGUUCGCAACCUGUCGCUGGAUCAUGUUGAGGUGGCGGAAGGUGAUUUCGGGCAGAUGAUUGCUGACGAUGAUAUGUACGACACGAUAACCGCCCGGGGUGUAACGACAGCUCCAGAGGUUUGGGCUAUGGUGGGGAAACACGUUUCAGCAGCCGGCCGGAUACUGGUAUACGAGAGCACACAGAUGAAUAUGGAAGAAGACGAGCAGCUCCCUGCAGCAUCAACCCUGGCAGAUUCCACAAAGGUCCUGCUGGUUGAUCUGGAUGCUCAAGGCAAUGCAACCAUGGGUUGCGGUAUAGAUAAAAACACUGAUCUCGCCACGACUUACGAAUGGCUGGUGGAAGAUAAACCUGCCAGUGAAAUAGUUGUGCAUUGUCAGGGUGGUUUUGACGUGUUGCCGUCGAACCUGGAUUUAACAGCGGCGGAAGUUCACCUCAUGCAAUCUGAGGGGCGUGAAUUUCAGAUACGUCAGCGGUUGCAGGCCCAGGCACAGGCUUACGACUAUGUCAUCAUCGAUUGCCCACCCAGUUUGAGUAUAUUGACGGUCAACGCACUGGUGGCGGCAGAUGGUGUGCUGAUCCCGAUGCAGUGCGAAUACUACGCGCUGGAAGGUUUGUCUGCCCUGCUGGAAACCGUAGAGGGGAUUCAAAGUGGGCCGAACCCGGACCUUGUGGUUGAAGGUAUUUUGCGCACCAUGUAUGACCCCCGUAACAGCCUGACCCGUGAUGAGAAUUUCGACAGAAACACCAACGCAGAUCAGAAAGGUGCAGGUGACGAUUCCAGCGCGGUGCAGUCAGCCGCCGUCGGACAGGCAGCCCAGUCCACAGUUGAAUCCGGUAUCGAUAUAACGGCCAUCACUCCCAGCCCCUAUCAGCCGCGACGGCAGUUUGCAGAAGAAGCGCUGCAGGACCUGGCUAACUCGAUCGCGCGCCAGGGCCUGUUACAACCGAUCGUGGUGCGCAAAAAGGCCAAUGGCGGCUAUGAGUUGAUCGCUGGUGAGCGGCGUUGGCGUGCGGCAAAACGUGCGGGAAUGACCAAGAUCCCUGCAGUUGUCAAAACUGUGUCGGAUGAGCAGGCGUCUGCCCUUGCACUGAUUGAAAACAUGCAGCGGGAAGACCUGAAUGCCAUGGAAGAGGCACUGGGCCUGGCGCGGUUACGCGAUGAAUUCAACCUUACGCAACAGGAAAUUGCAGAUUCAGUGGGUAAAUCCCGGGCAGCAAUUGCUAAUCUUUUACGAUUAACGAAUCUGGGUUCAGUGACCCGCGGCUUACUGGAGCGUGGCGCGCUGGAAAUGGGCCAUGCCAGGGCGCUGCUUGCGUUGGACGGUUUGACACAGGACCGAAAAUCCACAGCGCCUGCCGCACCAGUGCGACAGGAUCCUGAUACUGCUCGCCUGGAGCGCCGUAUAACCGAACAGAUCGGAAUGUCGAGCCUGGUACCCACCGCGUAUUACGCCUGGGUUCUGGGUCGCACCUUAAACGCAGGACGCCUGCUUCUUCAUGGCGUAUUGCGGAGUGUGCUGACAAUGACGGCGCUGGCGCUGUGCAUUGUCCUAACGGCCAUUGAGCCGCUGGGAUUUUUUAGCACAUUUGCCCUGAUGCAGUUGAGCUUCUUAGACACAUUAAUGGCCGGAAGUGCAGAAGAGUAUAUUGCGCAUCACCUGACAAACCUGACCUAUGGCCAGUUGCCUGACGGUUCCUGGGGUUUUGCGCAAACGGCUGAAGAAGUCGCGGGCAUGGGUUUCUGGUCCCUGAACGUGGACUCCAUGGCAUGGGCAAUUGGUUUAGGCCUGGUGUUUUCUUUUCUGUUCCGACGUGCCGCUGUCAUAGCAACGUCUGGUGUGCCCGGUGGAUUGCAGAACUUUGUUGAGAUGAUUAUUGAGUUCAUCGAAGAAACCACCGACAGUGUUUUCCAGCAUAAAAACGAUUUAAUUGCCCCGCUUGCACUGACCAUCUUUGUGUGGGUGUUUCUGAUGAACCUGAUGGACCUGAUACCGGUGGACUGGAUUCCAUCACUGGCCUCUGCUCUGGGUGCGCCUUAUUUCAAGAUUGUGCCCACCACAGACCCCAACAUCACCAUGGCGAUGGCGCUCACUGUGUUCGGCAUGAUUAUUUACUACAGCAUUAAGUGCAAAGGUGGCAUUGGCUUCCUGAAAGAACUGAUGUUUCACCCUUUUCCACCUUUUAUGUUUCCCAUCAACUUUAUCCUGGAAGGUGUCACGCUUAUCGCCAAGCCUUUGUCAUUAGGGCUGCGGCUGUUUGGCAACAUGUACGCGGGUGAGAUGAUCUUUAUUCUGAUUGCGUUGAUGUUUGGCGCGGGUAUUGGAUUCUUCAUCUUUGGUGGCGUGCUGCAAUGGGUGUGGGCUGUGUUCCACAUUCUGGUCAUCUCAUUACAGGCAUUUAUUUUUGCGGUACUCACGGUUGUGUACCUUGCUCAAGCCCACGACGUGGAUGAGCACUAG
Messenger RNA from Symbiodinium necroappetens, 5943 nucleotides. The record is from the annotation of a GenBank genome assembly. NCBI's taxonomy places the organism in Eukaryota, Dinophyceae, Suessiales, Symbiodiniaceae.